Molecule: messenger RNA, 429 nt
Organism: Impatiens glandulifera
Lineage: Eukaryota; Viridiplantae; Streptophyta; Magnoliopsida; Ericales; Balsaminaceae
Exons: 2
Coding region: 1-429 (142 amino acids)
Source: RefSeq, a predicted model, not a curated record
AUGAUGAAGGCUAACCGACUACUGAUGAAGGCUAACCGAUCAUUGAAGAUCAGACAAUUGAAGGCUAAGCUUGUGCAGGUUAAGAAGUUGCUCGAGAUUGAGAAGCAACGUGGAAAGGUGGUGAAUCAAGUCAAAAAAGUUUGGCAAGACAAAAAAUGGUGGGAGGAGAUGAGCUAUCAACAGCUUGAACAUCUCAAAGUUACCCUGCUGAAUUUGAAAGCUAUCGUAACAAAGUAUUUUCAUUUGGUCAUCCGUGUGGACGAAAUAGCUCAGCGUUUAUUCCGUAGUCCUGGUUCUUCAUCCUCAACGGAUCUGGGUUCUUCAUCCUCAACGGGUCUCUCCCAUGAGAACCAACAACUAGUGGAGGCUAAAGCUAGAGAACAAAAUGCUCGACUUAUGCAUGCGCAAGAUCAAGUAAUUGUCGAGUAG